Messenger RNA from Penicillium diatomitis, 1677 nucleotides. RefSeq lists its product as uncharacterized. The coding region runs from base 1 to 1677 and encodes 558 amino acids. Gene Ontology annotation, molecular function: transmembrane transporter activity. Gene Ontology annotation, biological process: transmembrane transport. The record is from RefSeq and is a predicted model, not a curated record. NCBI's taxonomy places the organism in Eukaryota, Fungi, Ascomycota, Eurotiomycetes, Eurotiales, Aspergillaceae. The transcript has 3 exons.
AUGAGCGAGAAUCCAAUCAACGCUCCACUUGGCCGAGACAGACUGAUUGUCAUCGUCUCAUUGUCAGUCAUCAGUUUCCUGGGCGCUUUCGAUUCCACGGUGUUUCCUCCAGUGUUGCCAACAAUAGCCAAAGACCUACACGGCAAUGCGACGGACACAUUCUGGGUUGGAACAGCCUAUCUGUUGCCAAGUGCUGCUUUGCAGCCAGUCUUGUGUGCAAUAUCUGAUGUCUUCGGCCGUCGAUCGAUCCUGCUCGCUGCGAUCACACUUUUCACCAUCGGCUCCUUUGUCGGAGCCCUCGCGCAAAACAUGGCAACCAUUCUGCUCGGACGGACGAUUCAAGGCAUCGGUGGUGGUGGAAUGAUUCCUCUUCCGAUGAUAGUGAUGACGGAUCUAUUCGAAUUGCGAGAAAGACCCAAGUACACUGCCUGUGUUCAGCUGUUCUCGGCUAUUGGCAUCAUAAUCGGCCCUGUGAUGGGAGGUUUGUUCACUCAACAUGCUGCUGACCGCGGAGGUUGGCGCUGGGUGUUCUACGUGAACUUUCCUUUCUGUGCAAUCGCCUUCGUGUCGCUCUAUUUCGCAUUGCGCAAGAUGAAAGUCACCCGAGACAGUCAUCGGUCAAUUGACUGGAUCGGAUCGUUCUUGUUCACGUCUAGUAUGGUGGCCUUGCUAAUGGGUCUCUCGUGGGGAGGCACCCUGUACAAGUGGACGAGCUUCCGGACACUACUCCCCUUGAUCUUGGGUGCCGUUGGUAUCAUCCUCACCUUCAUCUGGGAAGUCUAUGGAACACGAUCGCCGUUCCUUCCAUUAUCCAUUCUUAAAAAUCCAGCUUCGAUCGCCGUAUACCUUACAUCUUUGAUUCAAGGAAUAUCAAUGUUUGGUAUCCUCUACUACAUGACUUUCUUCCUCGAGAUUGUUCAAAGACUGUCUCCCACGCAGACCGGCACCCAGAUCAUGGCACUCUCCGCUACCAUGGUGCCAUGUGGUCUGGUCACUGCUCUACUCAUCACCAAGUUCGGAAAGUACAAAUGGGCUCAGUGGAAAGGAUGGAUCGUGGCCUCAGUCGCCACCGGACUCCUAUGUCUCCUGAAGCAAGAUACCCAUCGAGGGUUUUGGAUUGGAGCCCUGGUCCUGCUUGGACUAGGCCACGGAAUUCUCUUCAAUAGCAUUCUCUUCGCUGCGCAAGCCGUGGUCCCGGCCAAGAAUGUCGCGUAUGCAGCCACUCUUUACACCUUUUUCCGAACCAUCGGGUACGCCGUUGGUGUUGUGCUAGGAUCAACGACUCUGUCCAAUGUCACGGCCGCUUACUUGCAGAACCAUGGCUUCCCCGCGCAAGAGGCUCAAAAGAUUGCCUCUCAUAUCGGCCUCUCUGACGCUGCUCUUCGCGGGGCACCCUCCCGGGCCAGUGUCAUUAUGGAAUCUUAUGUCCAAGGCAUUCGAGGCGUCUUUAUCGCAUUGACUUGUCUUGCUGGGCUCGGUCUGAUUAUAACUUGGUUCAUCCCUCAAGCCAGUAUGGACCAGGCUCUCGAGUCUGAACACCAAUUGGAGUUGCAACGUCUCCAUUCGAACCCGCCGAGCCCGUCUUUGCAGGAUCCAAGACUCAUGUCCACUUUGACCGUGCACACUAUCUAUACCAAGGAUGACCGUAGCCCAGUCGAGUCCCACCAUGUGGUUUGA